Messenger RNA from Eimeria maxima, 4476 nucleotides. RefSeq lists its product as hypothetical. The coding region runs from base 1 to 4476 and encodes 1491 amino acids. The transcript has 6 exons. Lineage: Eukaryota; Apicomplexa; Conoidasida; Eucoccidiorida; Eimeriidae. The record is from RefSeq and is a predicted model, not a curated record.
AUGGACGGCCCUCCUGCUGCUGCUGCAGCAGCAGCAGCAGCAGCAACAGCAGCAGAUGAUGAUGUUGCUGAUGGGCAGCAAGCUGCCAAUGGAGUGACACAGGAGGAGCAGCAACAGCAGCAACAGCAGCAGCAGCAGCAGGAAGAGACAGUCAGUGACAAGGAGGAGACAGAUAACGAUGAAGGCAGCAACGAAGGCAGCAGCAGCAGCAACAACAGCAGCAGCAGCAGCGAAGGAGAAGAAGAGACAGAAGGAGAGGAAGGAGACAGCGACAGCAAGAGUAACAAAAAGGACGGCAGCAGCAGCAGCAGCAGCAGCAGCAGCAGCAGCGAAGGAGAAGAGGAGACAGACGAAGAAGCAGCAGCAGACACAGGAGCUGCAGCAGAGGAUGUAGAGGAGGGAGACCCUGCUGUUGCUGCUGCUGCUGUAGCAGCAGCAGAAGAAGAGGAAGAAGCAGAACCUGCUGCUGCUGCUGCUGCUGCUGACGACGAAGAAGAAGAAGAGGAAAAUGACGAAGAAGAAGAGGACGAGGAAGAAGAAGAAGAAGAAGAAGAUGAUGAUGAUGAGGAAGAAGAGCAGCAGCAGCAGCAGCAGCAAGACGAUGAUGCAGCAGCAGCAGCAGCAGCAGCUGCUGCUGCUGCUUCUGAUGAAGAAUCGCAGCAGCAAACAUCAGAGGAAGAAGAAGACAGCGAAGAUGAGGAAGAAGAGCAGCAGCAGCAGCAGCAGCAGGAGCAGCAGGAGAAGAAGGAAGCAGCAGCAGAGGGAGCUGCUGCUGCGACUGCUGCACCUGCUACUACUACUACUACUGCUGCUGCUGCUGCUGCACCCAAGACUGCAGCAGCAGCAACAGCAGCAGCAGCAGCAGCAGAUGUUUUCCCUUUUACUAUGGGGAGUUGCAACGUGGUGACGGUGUCCCCCGAGGCCGCAUCUGCUGCUGCUACAGCAGCAGCAGCAGCACCAGCAGCAGGAGGAGCAGCAGGAGCAGCAACAGGAGCAGCAACAGUAGCAGCAGCAGGAGGGAGCAACAAGAAGGUUCCUCUAUGUUUUGCUGCUAUGGAUAUAACUCCUCUUAGCUGCUGCAGCAAGACACAGCAGCAGCAGCAAAUAAAGACAGCACUGCAGCGGGAAAUAUUUGCUGUUUGCUGCGGAUCUGCUGCUGCUGUUGAUCUUACUGCAGCAGAUACAGCAGCACUUGCUGCUUCUGCUGCUCCAUCUUCUACUGCAGCAGCAGCAGGAACAGCAGCAGCAGCAGCAGCAGCAGCAGACAGCAGCAGCAGCGCAUUAAAAAACAUUGAAAAAGUCUCAAGAUGUACAGCAAAAUUAUACCCAACAGCAAAUGGCUGCAGGUUACAUCUAUCAGGAAAGGUGCAGCAGCUGCAGCAAGCUUUGCUGCUGCUGCGUCUGCUGCUGCAGCAAAGCUAUGGACCAUUGGUCUGGACUCUCCCUCCUGAUGCCCCUGCAAGACGUGAUCUAACGGUGCUGCUGCUGCCUGCUGCUGCUGCUGCUGCUGCUGCAGUAACAGGAGCAGCAGCACUUCGUCGCAUUACUGCUCAAUGGAAGGCAAUGAUCUUCCCUCUAGCAGCAAAUGCGCCUCCUGUGCAGCAGCAGAAGCAGCAGCAGCAGCAGCAGCAGCAGAAGCAGCAGCAGCAGAAGCAGCAGCAGGAAGGAGAAAAGAGCAAGGAAGGAGACAAUUCAACUAAGGCAAAUGCUCAGGUGUACAGGCAGAUCCUUAUCUUUGGCGAGCCGUUGCAGCGUCUUGGUGCUGCACUAGAGUUGGUGAGUGCUGUUGAGGGAGAAGAUGUUGGCUAUUAUAGUAAACCAUUAAGGGACUGUCUCCUUGCUGCUGGGGUGUCUCCUCAGCUGCUGGAGAAUACCAGCAGCAGCAGCAGCAGCAGCAGCAGCAGCAGCAGCACAAUAAGGAACAGGAACAACAGGAGCAGCAAUUGUCUCCUUACUUGUCCCCUAGAAGAUCUCCUUAUGCGCAACUUCAAGCGCAGCAGCGUCCGCAUCAGCAGCAUCAGCAGCAGCAGCAGCAGCAGCAGCAACAGGAGCAGCAACAGCAGCAACAGCAGCAGCAGCAACAGCAGCAGCAGCAGCAGCAGCAGCAGCAGCAGCAACACUAACAAUGAGAAGGCUGCUUCAUCUUCUGCAACAAAUGGUGUUUCUUCUUCUUCCUCUCCUCCUCAGCAGCAGCAACUGCAGCAGCAGCAGCAGCAGCAGCAGCAGCAGCAGCAGCAGCAGCAGCAGUUAAUAGGGGAGGACGUAGUACAGGUACCUGUACCUUGGGCAGCAGUAUGGGGUCGUGCUGCUGCUGUUGCUGCAGCAAUAGAUGCAGCAGAAAAGGAGACACCUACUAUCUGUCUCCUUUUAGAUGAUUUCCGUGGCUCCUUUUUGCCGCAGCAGCAGCAGCAAGGAUUUGCUGCUGCUGCUGCUGCUGCUGCAGCUCCUGUUGGUGGGCAUGAAGUCUAUGCAUCAGGGCACCCUAAUGGGCAGCAGCAAAGCCUAAAACUAGGCAGCAAGCAGCAGCAGCAGCAGCAACAGCAGCAGCAGCUGCAGCAGCACUCCAAGAGGAGAACAGCAACCCCUUCUUGGCAUCUGCCGCGCAGCUCUGCUGUUGGGCAGCAGCCACACCAGCAGCAGCAGCAACAGCAGCAGCAGCAGCAGCAGACGAUGUUCCAGCAGCAGCAGCAACAGCCAACAGGCCCGCAGCAGCAGCGCCGGACGCAGCAGCAGCCGCAGCAGCAGCAGUGGCAACAGCCGCAGCAGCAGUGGCCUGCGCAGCAGCAGCAGCAGCAGCAGCAGCAACCGUGGACAGAUCAACGUCAGCAGCAGCAGCAAUGGCAACGGCAACAGCAACCACAGCAGCAGCAGCCACAGCAGCAGCAACCGUGGCAGAGGCAGCAGCAGCCGCAGCAGCAACAACAGUGGCAGCGGCAGCCGCAGCAACAGCAACAGCCACAGGCACAGCAGCGCUGGCCUGAGCAGCAGCAGCAGCAGCAACGGUGGCCAGAGCGCCAACAGCAGCAAUGGAAUGGGCAGCAGCAGCAGCCGCAGCAGCAGCAACAGCAAUGGCAGCAGCGGCAACAGCAGCAGCCGUGGUCUGAUCGGCAGCAGCAGCAGCCGCAGCAGCAGCCGCAGCAACAGCAGUGGUCUACGCAGCGGCAGCAAGAGCAACGCUGGUCUGAGCCGCAGCAGCAGCAGCAGCAGCAGCCGUGGUCCGAGCAGCAGCAAAAAUGGCCUGGGCAGCAGCAGCAGCAACAGUGGCCUUCUCAGCAGCAGCAGAAGCAGUGGCCUCAGCAGCAGCAGCAGCAGCAGGACUGGCCGGAACGGCGAAGGCAGCAGCAGCAGUGGCCUCAGCAGCAGCAGCAGGAGCAGCAGCAGCAGCAGCAGUGGGGUGAACAGCGACAGCAAUCUUGGCAGCAGCAGCAACAACAACAGCAACAAUGGCCUGAUACGCGACAGCAGCAGCAGCAGUGGCCUCAGCAGCAGCAGCAGAAUCAACAGCAGCAAUGGCCUCAGCAGCAGCAGCAGAAUCAGCAGCAGCAGUGGCCCCAACAGCAGCAGCAGCAGUGGCCUCAGCAGAAGCAGCAGCAGCAGUGGCCUCAGCAGCAGCAGAUGCCUGAUCAGCAACAGCAGCAAUGGGGGGAACAGAAGCAACACCAACCAUGGGGUGGGCAGCAGCAGCAGCAGCAGCAGCAGCAGCAAUGGGGUGGGCAGCAGCAGCAGUGGCCUGACCAGCAGCAGCAGCAGCAGCAGCAACAGUGGGAUACGCGACAACGGCAGCAGCAGCAACACAUGCCACGACAGCAGCCACAGCAGCAGCAGCAGUGGGGUAGUCAGCAGCAGGAGCAGCAGCAACAUUGGCGUGAGCAGCAGCAGCAGCAGCAGCAGCAGCAGCAACCGAUGCGACAGUGGCAUGACCAGCAGCAGCAGCAGCAGUGGAAUGGGCAGCAGCAGCAGCAGCAGCGUGCCCCUCAGCAGCAGCAGUGGCAAGAGAGGCAGAUACAAGGGCAGCAGCAGCAGCAGCAGCAGCAGCAGCAAGCGGACUGGCGGCAGCAGCAAAGAGGACAGACACCUCAGUCUGCUGGCUACUACAGGGGGGGCAAUCCUCAGCAGCAGCAGCAGCAGCAGCAACCGCAGCAGCAGCAAGCGUAUACUGCAGGGUGGGGCGACCAACGACAGCAACAGCCGCAGCAGCAGCAGCAGUAUGGCAUGCAGCAGCAGCAGCCGCAGCAGCAGCAGGGGGGGCAGCAGCAGCAGUACAUGACGCAGCAGAUUGGCCAUAUGCUGCAGAAUGUGCAGCAGCAGGGCUACAGCAGCAACCAGCAGCAGCAGCAGCAGCACCACCCCUACAGCAUGCAGCAGCAGCCCCAGCAGCAGCAUUACGGCAUGCAGCAGGCCUACGGCAUGCAGCAGCAGCAGCAGCACUACCACGCGCAGCAGCAGCAAUACGCUGUGCAGCAGCACUACCGCUAA